AUGUCCACUCUGAGCCCUGCAGCAGCAACAAGAGAUGUUCUAGAGCCAGACACAGAAUGUGCUUUCUGCAAGGAAAUAUCCGAAGCUGGGAAAAACUCCAAACCUCCGAAACUGUCUCGCAGAGGAGCCAUUUUGCUAGGGGUUUCAGGAGCAGUAUUUGCUGGUGUCAGUGCUCUCUUGGUGCCUUUUGUGAUUCCCGGCAUACGGAAAUUUGCAUUGCCUUAUAUUCCAGCAUCGUCUGCACAGAUAAACAAUGUAAUGAAAGCUUUGGCGGGACGGUCUGGUUCACUUAUUGACAUUGGGAGUGGAGACGGACGCAUUACCUUGGCCGCAGCACAGAAAGGUUUCAGAGCUUAUGGAGUUGAGCUCAACCGAUGGCUGAUUCUUUAUUCUAGAUGGUCUGCAUGGAGACAAGGACUUCAUCAGCAGGCAUCUUUCUUCCGUCAAGAUUUAUGGAAGACUAAUUUGUCCUGCUACAACAAUGUUGUCAUCUUUGGAGUGGAGUCUAUGAUGGAGCCACUAGAGAAAAAGCUUCAAGCAGAAAUGCCAUCUGGCACCAGAAUUGUGGCAUGUAGAUUUCCACUACCUUCCUGGCAGCCGGUGUUGACCUUGGGAGAGGGAGUUGACACCGUCUGGUUGUAUGCUGUACCAGAGAGCCUUGCUGGCAACAGAUCUAGCUUGUCCAGCAGAUGA
Candidula unifasciata is the source of this 693-nucleotide messenger RNA. The record is from the annotation of a GenBank genome assembly. Lineage: Eukaryota; Metazoa; Mollusca; Gastropoda; Stylommatophora; Geomitridae.